AUGGCGGAGAAUGAGCAGCAUGAACCAGCGGCUUCUCCGACUCUGGUUGCUAAUGCUGGAGACAGCCCACGAGAAGGGCAUCACCGCGUAGCUCACAACGCACGCAUAGCUCGAGAUGCGCGCCACCUCCGUGUUGCGUUUCAGCAAAUGCAAGACGAUGAGAAACUUGCUGCGCUAAGCGAGCGGGUGCUCCAUAUAAAUGCGCUGACGGUGGAUGAAGUGGAAUGGAUGGGAAAAAACCAGCACUAUGUACAGGAUCCUCGUCUUGCUCUCGCGUAUUAUUACUGCUGCGGGACUGAUCCUGGAUCAUUUGUGUUUGGCGAUGAGCAACUUCGAGGUGACGGCGAUGAAGCUGUUCGGGAACGCAUUUCCAGCCUUCUUGAUGAUUACCCAAAGGAAUCCGACAUUGCCGAGAGCCAGCAGGAGGUGCUCGAGAGUGCACCUGAAUCGACGACGAUAUGGGCUUGCGCUGCGUGUGGUAGAGUUUUGUUGCAGAAUAAGUCCGAGAAGGUCUAUUUCUCCGGACUACAAGAAAUCCCUGGUAUUCGUCUUUCGGAAAACGAGAGAAAUGAACUGUUUGCUGACACGCCGAAGAUUUACGCGCGUAGUUACCGGCAGCUUUACUUUCGUGGAUCGGAUGUUUACUACUUGAUACUGGAGUUGUUGAAUGAUGGUGAAAAGAAUCCUUUCUACAUUUCGCCGGCGCGUUGCUUCGGCCUGGAAUUGUCAUUGUCCGGCAGGCAUUCAAGGGGCCACGCUAUUUGCUUUCCGACGAACGGACCGUGCGAAAUCGCCCGUCUUUUACCGAAGGUAGACGGCUCAUGCGCACCGAGGAUUACAUUUAUUGGACCACGUGAAACCUGGCGGGUUCAAAAGAAGAAAUUUAAAAAGCUGUAUGAAAUUCCGGUGGACAGUGUGUACCAAUGGCUGAACGUGUUGGUUAACGUGAACAAUGUCUUCAAAAAGGAGGUCAUUCAGAUCGAGGAUUCCCCGAGGCAACGAGAGUUGUUCAGCCAGCUAGAUGCCGCUAUCGUACGCGACGUCCAAGUUUUGGACUCGGUAACCUCGGAUUCUCUAGACGAGGUGGCUUCAGCACAAUUCGACGAGCACGUUCCCGAAGGAGAGCUAACGGACACGGUCUUUGUGCGGAAGUCUGCCGUUCUUCCUGUUGAGCAAAGUGAUCCCGCAAUUGCCCACGAUAUUAUCGAUGCAAUGGCGAGCGCGGUUGGAUCGAGUCACUCGGUAGAUGAUACUGCCAUCAUUCCAAUAAAGCGGGGAAAGUCACCGUUUGUGGAGUGGGUGGGUACCGGUUUGUCGUAG
Phytophthora nicotianae INRA-310 is the source of this 1320-nucleotide messenger RNA. RefSeq lists its product as hypothetical. The record is from RefSeq and is a predicted model, not a curated record. The coding region runs from base 1 to 1320 and encodes 439 amino acids. NCBI's taxonomy places the organism in Eukaryota, Oomycota, Peronosporomycetes, Peronosporales, Peronosporaceae. The transcript is spliced from 2 exons.